AUGGCGCUAGAUGAGGGUUCUACACUCUUUUGUGUUAAGACUGAAGAAGUUGUUAUUCCAUCAAUUAGAAAAGGAGUGAAGCCGCUCGACCAUAAGGAGAAGGAAAAGAUUGACUAUUUGAGUGGCAUUGACAAAGGUCCUAAGAUAUCUGACGUGAAGGAUUCCCGGUCCACAAGAGGUUAUGUUAUUAUCCUUGGUGGAGCUGCUAUCUCAUGGAAAUCAACAAAGCAAAUGUAUUUCAUACGCUGCUACCUAAUUCUUUAUUAUUGUAGGUAUCCUGCUGACCUUUCCAAAAGAGCAAAGAUCCACUCAGUAUUAGACUGGCAUCACUCAAAUUUACGCCACGGUGCAGCUACAUAUGUCCUCAACUCUACUCUUGGACCUGCACUUGGGCGGCCUUUGAAUCCAAAAGCUGCAGCUGAAGGUGAGAAAAUAUUAUCUGAGUCUCUUGCAAAGAUUGAAUCUGUUUGGCUCAAGGGAAAUGGACGUUUUCUGCUUGGAAGCUUACAACCAUCCAUAGCAGAUCUUAGUUUAGUGUGUGAAAUCAUGCAGCUCGAGGUUGUGAAUGAGAAGGAUCGUGAUCGAAUAUUGGGCCCCCACAAAAAAGUUUUGAAAUGGAUCAAUGAUACGAAGAAUGCGACGAGACCUCAUUUUGACGAAGUGCAUUCCGUCCUUUUCAAAGUAAAAGAGAAACUAAAGAGGCUGCAGUCGGGAGGGGCAAAAGACGAGACACAAUCCACGUUGAAAAGUGCUCUGCAUUCUAAGAUGUGAGUACAAGGGGGGAAAAUCAUGGCUGAUAAAAGUAUUUUCAUAGUCAUUUUCCAUCAAGACUUUAUUGUACCCUUGAGGUUCUCAAGACGAGCAUAUAAGUAGUCUUUUUAACUGUUCUGUUGUGGUAUCUAAAUUAAAUAAAAUACUUUUCUGCUAAUUUCA
Messenger RNA from Olea europaea var. sylvestris, 933 nucleotides. RefSeq names its product glutathione S-transferase T1-like. Lineage: Eukaryota; Viridiplantae; Streptophyta; Magnoliopsida; Lamiales; Oleaceae. The record is from RefSeq and is a predicted model, not a curated record. Bases 1 to 771 code for a protein of 256 amino acids. The transcript has 6 exons.